AUGUCAAACGCACAAGAAAGGAAGCAAGCUCUGGUUGAGCACAAAUCACUCCUUAACAAUAACGUAAUCAAUGACCUGACAUUGUCGAAACGCAGCCAUCUGAACCACUGA
Parastagonospora nodorum SN15 is the source of this 111-nucleotide messenger RNA. RefSeq lists its product as hypothetical. Lineage: Eukaryota; Fungi; Ascomycota; Dothideomycetes; Pleosporales; Phaeosphaeriaceae. The record is from RefSeq and is a predicted model, not a curated record. The transcript is spliced from 2 exons. The coding region runs from base 1 to 111 and encodes 36 amino acids.